AUGAGCGAGAUCAGCAGUUACCAGGCGAAUCUCAAACAAGCCCUGCUGGCAGGUGCCAUGGCCGGAACAGCGGUCGAUACUGCACUGUUUCCGCUGGAUACCAUCAAGACACGACUGCAAUCACAAGCUGGCUUCAUGGCUUCCGGAGGAUUUCGUGGUGUGUACUCGGGAUUGCUCUCAGCUGUCAUUGGAAGUGCACCGAGUGCCACAAAACGAUUACUUGGUGCCGGCGUAGAUAAUAAUACCAACAAUACUCACUUUAUCCACAUGGCAGCUGCGUCGUUCGGUGAGAUUUCUGCUUGUACUGUACGCGUGCCAACCGAAGUGAUCAAACAACGGAUGCAGACAAAACAAUUCGCCACGACAUCAGCAGCGGUCAAGAACGUGUUAAAGACAGAAGGCAUCCUUGGCUUUUACCGUGGAUUCUUAUCGACCGUCGCACGCGAAAUCCCAUUCACCUGCAUACAAUUCCCUCUGUACGAAUACUUUAAACGCGCAUAUUCCGAGCACAGGGGUAGACGGAUAGAACCGUAUGAGGCUGCCUUGUGGGGCUCUGUUGCUGGUGGCAUUGCUGCUGCGGUGACAACGCCGCUUGACGUGUGCAAAACUCGCAUCAUGCUCUUAAGCAAGAGUCAGGCAACAACAGAAAACAUUGGCGUGGUAUCGACGUUUAGACGGAUCGUUGCUGAAGAAGGACCUCGGGUGCUUUUGUCGGGUAUUGGGCCGCGGGUGAUGUGGAUCUCCAUUGGUGGUAGUAUAUUCCUUGGCAUGUACGAAAAAGCUGUAAAAAGUCUCUGUGAACUACAAGUCUUAGAUGAUCGACGAUAG
This is a messenger RNA of Zychaea mexicana, 828 nucleotides long. RefSeq names its product mitochondrial carrier domain-containing protein. The coding region runs from base 1 to 828 and encodes 275 amino acids. Gene Ontology annotation, biological process: transmembrane transport. The transcript has 5 exons. Gene Ontology annotation, molecular function: S-adenosyl-L-methionine transmembrane transporter activity. Gene Ontology annotation, cellular component: mitochondrial inner membrane. Lineage: Eukaryota; Fungi; Mucoromycota; Mucoromycetes; Mucorales; Lichtheimiaceae. The record is from RefSeq and is a predicted model, not a curated record.